Molecule: messenger RNA, 1023 nt
Organism: Cryptomeria japonica (Japanese cedar)
Lineage: Eukaryota; Viridiplantae; Streptophyta; Pinopsida; Cupressales; Cupressaceae
Product: E3 ubiquitin-protein ligase PUB23-like
Exons: 2
Coding region: 1-1023 (340 amino acids)
Biological process (GO): protein ubiquitination
Molecular function (GO): ubiquitin protein ligase activity
Source: RefSeq, a predicted model, not a curated record
AUGGAUUCCACAGAGUUAGAAAUCCCUUCUUAUUUCUUGUGCCCCAUUUCCAUGCAACUGAUGGCAGACCCUGUCACGAUGUCUACCGGUUCGACCUACGACCGACACAGCAUUGAGAAGUGGAUAUCUACGAUGGGAAACAGCACCUGCCCUCUCACAAAGCAACCCCUUCACAACACUGACCUCACACCCAACCACACACUCCACCGCAUCAUCCAACAAUGGUGCGUCCUCAACUCCUCCACUGGCGUCCAUCGAAUCUCAACGCCACGGCCGCCCCUCGACGCAGAUCGCCUCAAUAAAUUACUCCAAGACAUGGACUCAUUUAAAGUGAAAUCGUUGAAGAAGCUCAGAUCUGCGGCCGCUGAGAGUGAGGGCAACAGGCAGUUCAUCGCUUCCUUCGCCGCACCGCCUGCCCUAAUCUCUAUCAUUGAAAGUUAUUCCACAGAAAGCGAUGAAGCCGGUUGCUCUUACGAUGUUGCAGUCGCCUGCGAGGAAGCCUUGGGAAUUCUUUAUUCUCUUCCUUUGCCGGACGAGACGCUAGAUUCGAUAGCCACAAGUAAGUGUCUGGCCUCCCUGGCCGCCAUUCUUAAGAGAGGCACCUCCAGCGCACGGUUUUAUUCCUCCAUGCUGUUACAGACGCUUUCAAGGAAAGGCCUGGAGCGCCUUGUUAUGAACGCCAAUGAUGACCAGCGCAUGAGAAUGAAAACCAUCGAGGCAGGGGCAGUGUCCGUGUUGAUCGAAUCACUUCCCGAUCAGACUUUGGAGAAACAAGGCAGGUGCGAGAGGAUGUUAUGUCUUCCCGACGUGUUGUGCGGAUGUGCAGAAGGGAGGGAUGUCGUGGCCGACCACGCAAUGGGCAUCCAUGUUGUCUCUAAGAAAAUAUUGAGAGUUUCCGACUUGGCAACGGAAAAAGCCGUUUGGAUCCUAUGGUUGCUUUGUAAAUUCUCUCCUUCGAAGCGAGUGAUUGAUGAAAUGUUGCAGAUUGGUGCAGUAACCAAACUGUGCUUGCUCCUGAACUGA